Molecule: messenger RNA, 1996 nt
Organism: Physcomitrium patens
Lineage: Eukaryota; Viridiplantae; Streptophyta; Bryopsida; Funariales; Funariaceae
Product: chloroplast protein FOR GROWTH AND FERTILITY 2
Source: RefSeq, a predicted model, not a curated record
UUCGUCCGAAAUCAGUGUUGUGUGCAGCUCCAGGGCAACCCUCCAUCUUGGAUUGCGUGAGACCUGAUCAACGGAGGCUAAGUCUCGGGGGGCGAGGCAGUGAGUUUCCGUUGUUUAGUUGGGUGGGUUUUUGGGUUUUGGUUUUAUAUUUUGGGGAGGUUGUAAUUUGGAGGGUUGCUUGGUAUCGUCUUUCAUGAGAUGGGUCGAGGGCAGCAGUAUGUUACGAAACUGCGCCACUAGUGCUGAAGCAAUACCUGUGCGCUAAGUGAGAGUGUUCCUCAUGGGUGGUGAGAAGGCAGGGAGUCGCUAGUCGUUGCAUCUUUGGCGUUUUAGAACGAGAGUUGGUGGUACGCACCAGUUUCGUCUCUUGGCUGCCAGGAGCUUUCUGCAACCAUGACGACUUGUGUAAGCAAUAUGUUGUCCCUAGUUUCCUCCAGCUACCAAUGUCGCAGGGCGAGAGCUGAGGCAGAGGAGAGGGUUUUAGUGCGUGCGGGUGGGCGUAGCAGCCGCAGCAUUCUGUUCUUUGAGGGUAGGUUGAAUCUUCGACCAACUUCUUUCGAAGUAGCUGCAUUAAGGGGCAGUGUAGGGUUACCAAUUCUCUCUAUUCGAAGGAAGAGGACGGGCCCGAGGGUGUCGGCAGCUUUUGUUUGCAGUGCCGGCGCGAGUGGUGGGCCUCCGGAUUCUCAAUCCUCAGAGGAUGCGCCGAAGCCUAAGCAAGGUGUCAAUCUGUUGCCUAAGCUGCUUCGGAGACUUCUUCCAGCUGUAGUGAUCGGAGUUGCAUCCUGGUUAAUAAGGCAUCCAAGCAUCGCUGUUGCGAGUGUCGAGGCUCCAACUUUCGCGGUUGGAGGGGAGGCUGCUCAUGGAGGGGCUUUAUCCAGGGAUAUCGCCAAAGCCGGAGGAGGGUUAGUAGCAAGUGCCUGGACUGGACUGGUGGCAGGUACUCUACACACGUUAACAGGGCCUGACCAUUUAGCCGCUCUUGCACCCCUUUGCAUUGGUCGAUCUAGACUGCAGAGUUUUUCGGUGGGUGCUCUAUGGGGCUGCGGUCACGAUGCAGGUCAAGUCAUUUUCGGCAUCAUCUUCCUUCUACUAAAAGACAGGUUGCACCUUGAUAUUAUUCAAACAUGGGCUGCCCGUGUAGUGGGUCUCAUGCUGAUUACUGUAGGAGCAACGGGUCUUAAAGAGGCAUAUGAGAUUGACGCAGCCGCUCCAGUUUUGGCUGAAGGAGAAAUGCCUGCCGUAUCUGUAAAGAAGUCAGUCGGUCCAGCUACUUUCAUCACUGGUAUCGUACACGGAUUACAACCUGAUGCACUCCUGAUGAUAUUGCCUGCGCUAUCUCUCCCAUCACGAGCUGCGGGGGCGGCAUUUUUAGGUAUGUUUUUGUUGGGUACAGUUUUGGCUAUGGGCAGUUAUACCGCUUUUGUUAGCUCAUUGAGCAAAGCGCUGCAAAAGCGUGUACCGAAGAUCAAUCAUCAGCUCUCUCUAGGCUCUUCCUUAGUUGCCAUAGCACUCGGUAUUGCAGUUUUGCUCGGAGAGAUAUUCGGUUUCAAUAUUUUUUGAGUUCGCUUACUUCUAUUAUAAUGUAGAGAUCUGUAUUAGCUCAACUUUUUUUGCGAGGCGAACCAGCACCAGCCCGCUUAUUGAAAUCUACCGGAAGCAGACAUGAAGGUCCCUCUCACGAGGCUGUUCCACGAAUUUCAGUCUAAUGAUAUUCUUUCACCUUACAAAAUUCGGCGUAUCCAAUAAUUGACAAAAUACAUCCCGACUUAGACCAUUUGUUUGUGUCUAUACAUAAUAGUUGUCCGAGAUUAUGAUUUUUGAAGGUCUUUAGUUUGUAUCUACUUCGAUCACAAUAAGAUAUUUGUGGUCCAGUUGCCAUGAUAGUUGGCAGUUUCCUCUCUCAACUAUUAUUAAAUGUAACAAACGUUAAUUUGUGUCAGUAAUGUCAAAUUGCGAAUGUGGUGUAACGCUGUCCACAAACCUGCUUUUGAUUCAA